AGAGUGGAAAUCCCCUCUACUCCAAGACACAGAGCAGCCAGACUCUUUUUCAAUAAACUAUCAGUAAUUCAUGCUUCGCUAAACUGAACCAAUACGCCUACAUCUAGUUGCACACGAUUGACCAAGUUUCAAAAAAUCACACCAAAUGCAGAUGGCGCUGCCGCUGCCCAGCAGCCCGGCACUGGACCUGAUCGGUAAUGACAGCCUGCAGGACUGGGAAGUGAUUGGUGGAGGGGGAUUCGGACAGAUCCACAAGGCCAGGCAUAUAAAGUGGAGGUUCGAUGUGGCCAUCAAGUUGCUGCAUUAUGAUGAUGGCUCUAGCACGUCCCUGCUUAAGGAGGUAAAGAAUAUGCAGAAGGGAGGGAGCCCCCAUGUGGUGAGGAUUCUGGGGGUGUACCAGGGGUGCCCUCCCUCUCCAGGUAGAGGCCUCUCCACCCAGCUGGGUAUUGUGAUGGAGUUAAUGAACAUAGGCUCCCUGGCCACCCUCCAGGCCAGCCUCUCUUGGCCCCCCACCCUGGCCCCUGGCCUUCCGCCUGGCCCACCAGAUCGCUCUGGGAAUUAACUUCCUUCACAACCUUCCUCAGCCACUUCUGCAUCGCGACCUGAAGCCCAAUAACGUGCUGCUGGAUGACAACCUUAAUGCAAAGCUUACAGAUUUUGGCCUUGCUGAAGUCUCCCAUAGUGUUUUGGAAAUGUCAGAGAAGAGCCCGGGAAGGAAGGAGGCACUCUAAGCUACAUGCCCCCUGAGGCUUUUGAAUCAUUGUAUGAACCAACUCGAGCCACUGAUAUCUACAGUUACGGCAUACUGCUGUGGUCCAUCUUCACUGGAAAAGUGCCCUAUUAUGCAGAUAACCCUCAUCUCCAGUCCAGUAUGGUGAGGUUCCGGGUCCCCUUGGGCGACAGGCCUCCUCUGGAGGCAGUGGACAGGGACCAGGCUGGUGGGCUGGGGAGAUGGUGGACCUCAUGGUGAAUUGCUGGGACCAACAGCCUUCUAAUAGACCCCAUUUCCUGGGUGAGACUACAGGAAGGUUGUUUAUACUUUGCCCUGUCACUUGAUGAGUAACAGGUGUCAUUAAUCAUGAUAAUGAACCUUUUUUUUAUACCUUGAUAUGUUGUUCGGUUGUUCGUAUUGGAACCCAGGACCAAAUACUGAUUGGACAUUUAUGUCAGCAGUCUGUCACAAGAGACUAUUUGGUUGUUAACUCGUUCUGCCUAUUAUUCAGAUUGCCUCACUGUGACAGAGAGAACAUAUGAGAGGCACAAGCAAUCAAUAAACGACGUUGUCCAUCAAGUGCUCCUCAAACUGGUACUGUACAAGACACUCUGAUUCAAAGCCUCUCGUUCUAUAUGUGUAACAUUCACUUAUAGCAACGUAGCUGAACAACUCCUCAUUUUAGCUCCACCUUCUCUCUCUCUCUCUCAGGAGGAGGAGAGGAUGAGAAGACAGGAGGAGGAGAGGAUGAGAAAACAGGAGGAGGAGAGGAUGAGAAGACAGGAGGAGGAGACUGGAGGAAGAGGAGAGAGAGAGACAGGAGGAUGAGAGGAUGAGGAGACAGGAGGAGGAGGAGGAGAGAGAGAGACAGAAAACUGGUCUAGCUCAUCUGAGGAUAGUUCUGGUGGGGAAGACUGGAGCAGGGAAGAGCGCAACAGGAAACACCAUCCUGGGUGGGGAGGGGUUUAAAGAAGACUCCUCCCCUGAGUCUGUGACUGCUCAGUGUGAGAAACAGAGUGGAGAGGUGGAUGGGAGGAAGAUUGAUGUGAUUGACACGCCGGGACACUUUGACACGUCAGUGACUAUAGAGAAAAUGAAAGGUGAACUAGAACGGUGCUUCUACAUGUCUGUCCCAGGACCCCAUGUGUUCCUGCUGGUGAUCAGACUGGGGAGGUUCACAGAGGAGGAGAGGAACACUGUGAAGUGGAUCCAGGACAACUUUGGAGAAGAAGCCUCAACGUACACUAUGGUGCUGUUCACUGGAGGAGACCAGCUGAGAAAAAAAUCUGUUGAGCAGUUUGUAGGAGAAAGUGUUAACCUCCAGGAUCUCAUCAGCAAAUGUGGAGGUGGAUAUCACUCUGUCAUCAAUGACAGUGACAGUAGCGCCAACCCUGACCAAGUCCCAGAGCUGCUGAAGAAGAUAGAGGAGAUGGUGAAGAGGAACGGAGGACAACACUACACCAACGAGGUGUACCAGAAGGUCCAGAGGAAGAUCGAAGAGAAGGAGGAGAGGAAGAGAGAAGAGGAGAGGAAGAAAAAAGAGGAAGAAAUGAAGAAACAAGAGGAGGCGAUCAGGAAGCGGGAAGAGGAGGUGAGGAGAGAGGAGGUGAGGAGAGAGGAGGUGAGGAGAGAGGAGGAAAUAAAGAGAGAGGAGGAGUUGAGGAAGAUGGAAGAGGAAAGACAGGAGGAGAGGAGGAAGGCGGAAGAGGGGACGAGGAAGAUGGAAGAGGAGAGACAGGAGGAGAGGAGGAAGAUGGAAGAGGAGAGGGGGAAGAUGGAAAAUGAGAGGGGGAAGAUGGAAAAGAAGAGGAGGAAGAAGAGAAGGAGAAAUUGGUUCGAACGGCUUUUUAACCUUUAACCUUGUUGUGGCCAGCAACAUGUCCUAACCCACUGAAUGGAACUGUGUGUACUUUCAUCUUUAUACAAACAUUAACCAGACUUUUACUGUCAUAACAUGACAUAAUCAUACCAAUCUUCAACUUUCCUUUCACAUUAAAUCCCUGUUCUUCAAUAAAUACAAAAACAUGCUGAUUAUUA
This is a messenger RNA of Oncorhynchus kisutch (coho salmon), 2749 nucleotides long. RefSeq names its product GTPase IMAP family member 7-like. The transcript is spliced from 7 exons. Lineage: Eukaryota; Metazoa; Chordata; Actinopteri; Salmoniformes; Salmonidae. The coding region runs from base 1545 to 2570 and encodes 341 amino acids. The record is from RefSeq and is a predicted model, not a curated record. Gene Ontology annotation, molecular function: GTP binding.